Molecule: messenger RNA, 1509 nt
Organism: Colius striatus (speckled mousebird)
Lineage: Eukaryota; Metazoa; Chordata; Aves; Coliiformes; Coliidae
Gene: KIZ
Product: kizuna centrosomal protein
Exons: 10
Coding region: 152-1432 (426 amino acids)
Biological process (GO): spindle organization
Cellular component (GO): centrosome
Source: RefSeq, a predicted model, not a curated record
GCAUGAGCGAGCGCGGCCCCGCCUCGGUCCGCGGCCCUCGCGGCCGCCUCCGCCACAGGCGUGGUACGUGAGGGAAAUCACAAGCACCUUGUCACGUCAGGAGGGUCGCUUGUCAGCAGAAGGUGACGGGGAAGCAGAAUGCAACGAGCAGAUGCCAUGGUUUGGAAGCCAGGCAGGAAUCAACACCAAGACAGCAGUGCCAAGGAGACCGUGUCACCCAGCAGCAGACUUCAUGGGCCACCACACAUCAGCCAUCUCACCCCCCACGAGUUUGAGCACGUGGCAGAAACACGCCCAGCCCACAGAGUUGUGCUCCCCAUCCCCUGGAGAACUUGGCCCAGAGAGCAGAAGGGCUGAUGCAGACAGUGAUGCACCAGUGGAGAGAGCAGCAAGAGAUGGGCACGUGGCUGCCAGCGAAGGAGGCUCCCAGCAACUCCUGUCCUCAGCAUCCAGCCCCCAAGCAGGCGGCCCCGAGCAGCAGCAGCGGCGGGGAAGCAGCCCAGGAGCAAAGCCAUGUGUGAGUGAGUGGUGGAGCUGGGAGAGGGAGGAUGAGCCCCCCGUCCCUGCGAGCCCCGAGGAGCACACGCCGCCGGGGCCAGGAGCAGCUGCACCAGGCGCCAGCCGGGAGCGGGACGGGGAGGCCCCCGCUGCCCAGAGCCCCCCGCUGCAGCCACAGUGCCCUCCCUCCGAGCCCUCACUCAGCUCAGCCCUACACAGGCCCCACGGGACGCCGGAGGGGCUGCAGCUGAUCGAAGCCGCUGGGCAGAGGGUGAGCCCCAGGCACCGGGCGCUGCACGGGCGCGAGCAGAGGACGAGCCCCGGGCGCAGGCACGAGCAGAGGACGAGCCCCGGGCACGAGCGCGGUGGGCCAGUGACCACGGACAAGCUGCUCAGGCAGCAGCAGCAGGAUGUGACCGUGCUGGGGGCACCCCUGAGCCACCACGCCGUGUUCCUGCAGAGGCACCAGGCCCAGCUCCCACAGGACGUGGCCCAGAUGUUGCAGAGGCUGCAGGUUUCCAGCGAGAAGGCACAGGACUCUCAGGGGGCCCUUCCACAAAAGCCUGGGGACAGGUCAUCUCCUCAGAGUCACGGAUCCUCUUGCAGCUUGCCAUCGACCCCAACAGACCGCGGGGAGGCAGAGCAGGCGGAACGCGCUCCCCGGCUUGCCAGCGCAGGACAACCAGGUCGGGACAGUGACAGUGACGGUUCCAAGGCAAAAGCAAGCCAAGAAGUGCCUCUGGAAACGAGUUCCUCAUCGGAUGAAAGAGACCGUCCCGUCUCAAGGACUGAAAUCAGGAAGGGAACGGUAACUGCUGUGAAAUCCAAAGCUUUCUGGGGCGAGUCUGACGACAGCAGCUCUGAGAUUGAGGCCGCUCUGCGCCCACAGACCCACAGCACGGAAGCCGAUGACUUUGACGACUUCUAUGAUUAAGAUUCCCCUGCUGGCUUUUGGGAGGUGCUGCUGUCUAAAGUGCAGCUCAUCACUUUAUAGUGAAACAACACUUAAAU